Messenger RNA from Elephantulus edwardii (Cape elephant shrew), 1926 nucleotides. RefSeq names its product synaptotagmin XVI (gene SYT16). The coding region runs from base 1 to 1926 and encodes 641 amino acids. The transcript is spliced from 6 exons. NCBI's taxonomy places the organism in Eukaryota, Metazoa, Chordata, Mammalia, Macroscelidea, Macroscelididae. The record is from RefSeq and is a predicted model, not a curated record.
AUGGUGUUGGCCAUGGCGUCUCAGGAUGCCCCAAACUUCUUCCAGCCUUUAUCUUCCUGGAUGUCCCGGGUUUAUGAAGCUCUCCAGCAAGCGAGCAAUACAUUGUCGGCUUCACUAGUUAAUUUAAGCAAACAAGACUCUAAACUGAGUGAUCAGGACCUAGAUGAGAUUCAGGAAACUUACUUUGAAGAUGAAGAACAAGGCAAUGAUUGGAGUCAAGAGGAUACAAAUUCCCUGUUUCUUGAAGUGGAUCAUUUCUCAUGUUGCAAUAGUGAUUUGCAGGACUCUACCCAAAGUUCAAGCCCCAGCAUUGGCCAACAUGCAAAGGAUUCAUGCUCCAUAGUUUCCCAGUGGCCUAAUCAGACUCUUGAUGACCACAAAUCAUUACAUGUGCUCUCUUCUAUUGCUGAGGAAGAACUUCACCUUGAAAAACAAAGCAGUGGCUUUCAACACGGCCUUGACAGUGAGCUGGCUGGUACUUUAGAAAAUAUUAAUGGACAAAAACAAGUUAACAGCUUUGGGGAGGAUGAAGAGCUGUCCACAUCUUCUGACAGUGACGAGGAGGUGAUAAAGCAAUUCGAGAUAUCUGUGUCCCGCUCUCAGAGUUUCCGUUCUGGAGGCACAGCUGAGAAAGGAAGACAGACGGGUUCGGAACAGAAAGCAAAAUUCAGCUGCUUGCCCUCUAACCAAGAAGAGGACUACAACGAAGCGUCUGCCUGUGAAGAUUUGGAUGGAGCCAGUCAACUGAGUUAUUCUGAGAAGCUUUCUUAUGGUGAAUGUGACCCCACUUCAGCCCACUCUCAGUCCCCUUAUGAGAGAAGGGAUACCAGGCACCAUGGUGGAUCUCACCAGGAGACCAGCACAAUUCGCACCCUCAGUCGCCAGUCCACAGAAGGCAGUUUGGAGAUGGAGAGAGCAUUUAAUAACCGAGGAUUUGAAGAUUCCUAUGCCACUGACAGCUCCUCAGUGUGGAGUCCGGAGGAACAGGAUGAAACCAACUUUCAGGGGCCAUCUGGUACUGCGGAUCUCAUCUCCAAGUGUGGUGACCUAGAUGUCAUCUUUGAAUAUAAAGCUUCCAGUCAGAAACUCACAGUGACCGUAGUGAGAGCACAGGGUCUUCCGGACAAGGACCGAAGCGGGGUCAACUCCUGGCAAGUUCACAUGGUGCUGCUGCCCAGUAAGAAGCAGAGAGGCAGGACGAGCAUCCAGAGAGGAUCCAACCCCGUCUUCAGGGAGAAGGUCACCUUCGCAAAGCUGGAGCCCAGAGACCUGGCUGCAUGUGCUGUCCGCUUCCGCCUGUACGCUGCUCGCAGGAUGACCCGUGAGAGAAUGAUGGGAGAGAAGCUGUUCCAUCUUAGCCACCUGCGCCCAGAAGGGGAAAUGAAAGUGACUCUGGUUCUGGAGCCAAGAAGUAAUAUAAGUAGUGGAGAGUCUCAGCUCAGCCCAUCUGCGGUUUCUCACAGUGAUAGUGCUUCAUCUACGCAGUCACUGUCCCAUGGAGGCAUGCCAGAGCUGUUGGUGGGGCUGUCUUACAAUGCUACAACGGGGCGAUUAUCUGUGGAAAUUAUCAAAGGCAGCCAUUUCCGAAACCUCGCUGUGAACAGAGCGCCUGAUACCUAUGGAAAGCUCUUUCUCCUCAAUUCUGUGGGUCAAGAGAUGUCCCGAUGCAAGACAUCUAUUCGACGUGGCCAGCCCAAUCCAGUCUAUAAGGAAACCUUUGUAUUCCAGGUGGCUCUCUUUCAGCUCUCUGAUGUGACAUUGAUGGUUUCAGUAUAUAAUAGGCGUACUAUGAAACGUAAAGAGAUGAUUGGUUGGAUUGCUUUGGGCCAGAAUAGCAGUGGAGAGGAAGAACAAGACCAUUGGGAAGAAAUGAAGGAAACCAAAGGGCAGCAGGUCUGCAGAUGGCAUACCUUGCUUGAAUCCUAG